UUGAAGCCUGCUAAUGGCAGGGCUGGGAGAGCCUCUUGGCUGGCUGGCAGGCAGGCGGCUGUGCAGCCCCAUUAUAAGUCCCAGGCCUCCCUGGUGCCUUCCCACACAGCCUGGACCAGGACAGCGGCAGCACAGGACAGGACGAGAGACCGAGGCCCCGCCAUGCGAAUUCUGGUGGUUCUUCUGUGUCUGGGACUCCUAGUGUUCUCCUGCAGAAGCCAAGAUUCAGGCACAAGCACCAACCAGCAGGAUCCUGAGGCCGACACUGAAGGUGGGGUGGAAGAGGAAGACCCCUUCUACAAGAGCCCUGUGAACAAGUUGGCUGCGGCCGUCUCCAACUUCGGCUAUGACCUCUACCGCCAGCAGUCCAGCCAGACGCCCAGCGCCAAUGUGCUGCUGUCGCCCUUCAGCAUCGCCACAGCCCUCUCAGGCCUUUCUUUGGGUGCGGGAGAACGGACGGAAGACAUCAUAUCGCGGGCUCUGUUCUACGACCUGCUCAACAAGGCUGAGAUCCACAGUAACUACAAGGAGCUCCUGGCUGGCAUCGCAGCCCCCACCAAAGGCUUGAAGACAGUUUCUCGCCUCAUCAUGGAAAGAAGGCUAAGGAUGAAAAUUGGCUUUGUGAACGAGCUGGAGAAGUCCUAUGGCGUCCGUCCCAGAGUGCUGAGUGGAAAUGCCCGAGCCGACUUGCAAGAGAUCAACAACUGGGUGCAGCAAAGGACUGGUGGGAAGGUCACCAGGUUCUUGGGGGAGAUCCCUGAUGGCAUCAGCAUCUUCCUCCUCGGGGCUGCGUAUUUCAAAGGACAGUGGGUGACCCGAUUCGACAACAAGCUCACCAAGCUACACGACUUCCACCUGGAUGAAGAGAGGACCGUGAGGGUGCCCAUGAUGUCAGCCCCACAGGCCAUCUUGAAAUAUGGCUUUGACUCGGAGCUCAACUGCAAGAUUGCACAGCUCCCCCUGACAGGAGGCAUCAGCAUCAUGUUCUUCCUGCCCCAAAGCGUGACCCAGAAUAUGACCCUGAUUGAGGAGAGCCUCACCUCCGAGUUUGUCCAUGACAUUGACAAGCAGCUGAAGACCGUCCACGCGGUGCUGAGCAUGCCCCGGCUCAAAUUGACAGCAGAGACUGGGCUCACUGGCACCCUCCAGGAAAUGCGGCUCCAGGCGCUCUUCUCAACACCUGACUUCAGCAAGAUUGCCGCAAAGGCCAUCAAGCUCUCCCACGUCCAACACAAAGUGGCCUUGGAACUCGGGGAAGAUGGGGUCAGCUCUGUGUUCACACCAGACACGGAGGCUGCCCGCCUGAAUUUCCCCAUCGACUAUCACCUGGACAAGCCUUUCCUCUUUGUGCUCCGGGACAAUGAGACAGGCACACUCCUCUUCAUCGGGAAAAUCCUGGACCCCCGGAGUACUUAGACCCCUCAACAGCCACCAAGCACUGCCAAAGGGUGGGUCUGCUCUGCCACACCCAGGUUGUGUAUUCUGUACCACAAUAAAUGUGCUUCUGCCUUAAA
This is a messenger RNA of Sceloporus undulatus (fence lizard), 1514 nucleotides long. It is a transcript of the gene SERPINF1, whose product is annotated as serpin family F member 1. NCBI's taxonomy places the organism in Eukaryota, Metazoa, Chordata, Lepidosauria, Squamata, Phrynosomatidae. Gene Ontology annotation, biological process: negative regulation of endopeptidase activity; positive regulation of neurogenesis; negative regulation of angiogenesis. The record is from RefSeq and is a predicted model, not a curated record. Gene Ontology annotation, molecular function: serine-type endopeptidase inhibitor activity. The transcript has 8 exons. The coding region runs from base 163 to 1416 and encodes 417 amino acids.